CAAUUCUCAACCACAACGAAUAACAAAGCAGUUUCAUCUGCAAAUUCUGCAAGUUAAUCAUCGUCAAAUGCCUUCAUCAUGGAGCUCUCAUCAGCAGCAACAACCUGGAUUUCCUCUGCAUCUCUGUGUCUUCCUUCUAACACUGUUCAUGUUUCUGGGUUUCUCAUGGUACAUAAACUACGAGCCAAUCAUGGAGAGCUUGAUGGAUCAAGUGAAGAUGGUUCUCAUGGUGUCGCCUCUCUUGCUUCUUCUCGUCCUUCACUUUCUCUCUAACAGUGAUGGAUUCUUCUCUUCUCUGAUUCCUUUUUCUGAUAAAGAUUCUCUGCAGAGGGCAGGCGGCACUCCUUGGGGUGUCGGCUUCCUUCUGGUUUUUCUUUUCUUCAUGAUCUCUUACCAGUCUUCUUUACAAGAACGCUGGUUUCCUCUCUUGGCCCGGUGAUGAUCAAAUAUGAUGAUGAUGAAGCUUCUUCUUUCUGUAAUUAUUGUAUUACUGUGUAAGCCUGUGAUUGUGAUGAUGAGCUCUUUCGGUUUUUCCAUGAAAGAUCUUUAAUUCUCUCUUUGUUUACAUGACAUAUGUAGCUUCUGCGUUCUGAGUUUUUUUCUUUUCUUUUUGUAUGAGAAAGUUAAUUAAGGUGAUGUGGCUACUCUGAUAGUGGAUAGACAAGAAGAUAUGAAGUACUUGUUUCCA
Prosopis cineraria is the source of this 688-nucleotide messenger RNA. RefSeq lists its product as uncharacterized. The record is from RefSeq and is a predicted model, not a curated record. The transcript has a single exon. Lineage: Eukaryota; Viridiplantae; Streptophyta; Magnoliopsida; Fabales; Fabaceae. The coding region runs from base 68 to 439 and encodes 123 amino acids.